Molecule: messenger RNA, 3495 nt
Organism: Polistes dominula (European paper wasp)
Lineage: Eukaryota; Metazoa; Arthropoda; Insecta; Hymenoptera; Vespidae
Product: unc-112-related protein
Biological process (GO): cell-matrix adhesion; integrin-mediated signaling pathway
Cellular component (GO): cell-substrate junction
Molecular function (GO): integrin binding
Source: RefSeq, a predicted model, not a curated record
GGCUGCUCGUCGAAUUUUCAGUCGCCUAGCCGAGCUUAACCGAGCGCGAGCGUUCGUGCAGUAUCGGUCGUGUAGAUCGUAAAUCGUGCGAUCCUGUAUCUCGUUUCCUCGCGCUGUGUGGUAGUUGGAAGAGUACAGUGGUGGGAGGCGUUACUCGGUGAGAGAUCUCUCGAAGUAAAGGAGAGUUGAAAGAGAAAGAGAGGAGAACGAUCCUUCGAAAUACGCGUUACCGUAUCCGGAGAAGAGAUUUUAUAAUAUCGUAUUCGCGCGACGACGAAACUUUGCGCGAAUUCGUCGUCGUCAUCGUCGUCGUCGUCGUCGUCGGUCGUCGGUCGUCGGUCGUCGUGAUCGUGGUCUUGGUCGUGUGAUUGUCGUGUCGUGUCGUCAUCAUAACUGUUGUUAUCAUUAUUGUUUGUGAAAAGAUUAAGAUUAUUCUAAGAUUUAAAAUAGGUUAUACGAAUGUUAUAUAGUUCUUAUUUAAAACACGUGGAAAUAAAAGUGGAUACCAUGAUACAUUUUAGUGCAUCUAAAGAUACAACGUUUUGAAGAAGUUUGAGAUAGUGCAAGGAACAAGAAGAUAACAAGGAGGAGAAGGUGGAGAAGAAAAAAAGGAAGAAGAAGAAGAAGAAGAAGUAGGAGGAUAGAUUCGGUUUAACGAAUAAAUUUGGAAGAAAAAUAAAGUAAAUAAUAAAAGAAGAUGUAUUCGGACGGUCACGAAGUAGACGGCAGCUGGGUGCUGCGAGUCUACGUGACGGAUCUGCAGGUAGAGAGGAGCCUACGCGUUAAGGGAGAAUUGCACAUCGGUGGUGUCAUGCUACGUCUUGUCGAGGAUCUCGAUAUCGCCAUGGAUUGGUCGGAUCACGCUUUAUGGUGGCCAGCACGGAAUCAUUGGUUGACAAGAACGAGAAGUACAUUGGAUCAGUAUGGUGUUGCUGCAGAUGCAUUAUUACAUUUCACUCCAAUGCACAAAACACUUCGUGUACAAUUACCUGACAUGCGUUCUGUGGAUUGUAGGGUAGAUUUUUCAGUAAAAACAUUUAACGCAGUAAUCAAUCUCUGCAAAGAACUUGGUAUCCGACAUCCUGAAGAAUUGUCAUUUUGUAAACCAUUGGAACCGUCUCAUUUGAAACACAAUUUAAAAGAUUUACCAACGAAGAAGAAAAUUGAAAAUCAAAAGAACGGUCAUUGGAAUGUACCAGCUGAUACGAAUACCUUUAUCCCAGCAAGUCAAAGUCCCAGAGGAUCAACAGGAAGCCUUGACCAAAGUAGUCCCUUCAUGUGUGCCCCAGUUACACCCAGUAAUAGGAAUCACAGUACACCCAUCAGUUCUCCGGUAUCGAAUGACACGUUAAAAUCCUUACAGAUUCAACAUACAAGUACAUGGAAAAGAAAUAACAACUCGUCAGGUUUUGGCAGUACCGGAUCUUUCAAUGCAAACAACAGUACGAUGAGUUUGGAAGCAUUAAACGGUGGUUUAUCUGAAUCCCUUGCACAAAGUCCGGCUUCAAUUUCACCGGAAGUACGCUCGAAGUUAAUCAGGCCAAAAAGUCUCGUAGAAAGGGCAAGAAUGAACGUAGCAUGGUUGGAUUCUUCACUUUCUAUCAUGGAACAGGGUAUACGUGAAUACGAUACUCUAAGGCUCAAAUUUAAAUUUUAUUCGUUUUAUGAUUUAAACCCGAAAACCGAUGCUGUCAGAAUCAACAUGAUUUACGAGCAAGCCAAAUGGCAACUUUUAGCCGAAGAAAUUGACUGUACCGAAGAAGAAAUGCUCAUGUUUGCUGCACUUCAGGUUCAAGUAAAUCUUCAAGCUAGUAUGCCACAAACAAGUUACGAUAGCAAUGGUGCAUCAUCUCCCGUAGAAGACGACAUAGAUGCAGCAUUAACGGACCUUCAGGUUACCCUCGAGGGUAGUAACAUAAAUAACGGUCCAAGUGACAUCACGCAGGUGCCAGAACUUUGCGAUUACUUGCGUUUCUUCAAACCAAAACGUUUCACAUUGAAGGCGUUCAAGCGAUACUGGUUUACGUGCAGGGAUUUACAAUUGAGAUUGCACAAAACGCGAGAGGAAACAAAUAGUUCGGAUUCACCGGCAUACGUCAUUAAUUUACGUGGAUGCGAAGUUACGCCAGAUGUUCAUCUUUCUCAAGGUCGUUAUGCUAUAAGAUUGGAGGUACCAAGUGCAGAAGGCAUGACCGAAAUGUGGAUCAGAUGUGAUACCGAACAGCAAUAUGCAAAGUGGAUGGCUGCUUGUAGAUUGGCAGCGAAAGGUCGUACAUUAGCAGAUUCAUCUUACGAAACUGAAGUAAACAGCAUUAUAGCUUUUUUGCAACUUCAAAGACCUGCUCCAGCACCAGCGAUAAAUCCAAACUCUUUGGACAUAACACCGGAUGAUUACGUUGCACCAAGAUUCGUAAAGAGGCUUAAAGGAAAGCUGGUUCAUAGGAUUUUAGAGGCUCACGCUAACGUAAAGGAUUUGCCUUUGGUUGAGGCCAAAUUGAAUUACAUAAAGGCUUGGCAAUCACUUCCAGAAUAUGGUAUAUCUCUCUUCGUAGUUAGAUUCACCGGUAAAAGUAAAGAUGAGCUAUUAGGUAUUGCCAAUAACAGGCUUAUGCGAAUGGAACUUAACAGUGGUGAUCAUUUAAAAACAUGGAGGUAUAAUACUAUGAAGGCAUGGAACGUAAAUUGGGAAGUAAAACACAUGAUGGUACAAUUCGAAGAAGAAAAUAUUAUAUUCGAGUGUCAAUCAGCUGAUUGUAAAGUGGUACACGAGUUUAUAGGUGGUUAUAUAUUCCUAUCGAUGCGUUCAAAGGAAGCUAAUCAAACAUUGAACGAAGAAAUGUUCCACAAAUUGACAGGUGGUUGGCUAUGAGUGAAAUCUCAAUAUGAAGAAAAAAGUAUGCUUUUAUAUUUUUAAAAGAAUGUUCUAUUAUUCUAUGGUUUUUUUCUUUUUUUCUUCUCUCUUUCUUUCUUCAUAAAUCUUACUUGAAAAUAACACUGGCCAUUGUCAGUGAAGGUUAAUAGGAAAAAAAAAAGAAGGGAGAAAGAGGAAUAAGACAAAUAUUUCUAAACAAAAUUAAUAAUUAAUAAUUAAAAAUACGAUGGAUAAAACGUUUGGGAAAAGUAAAAUUUCGUAUAUUUAAAAUAAUGCUUUAGAUGUGUAAAUAGAAAUAUGAAUUUAAUCGUCCAAAUGAUGAUUGAGAAAUGCCUUCUUUAUGAAUUAAUAAUGCAACUCUGAUCGUUUUAUAUAUAUAUAUAUACACACAUAGAUCUUUUAUCGUCCUUGAAUUAAGAUGCAUUAGGAUGAAUAAUUAUGUAAAAUAACGAUCUGUCAAGAGAUUAGAAUUAAACAAAUGCGGAUUUUAAUUUACGCAUGAUAAUACUAUACCAAUGUACGGAACGUUUAUAUAUUUUGAUAACAAACGAAUAAUAUUUUGUUGUUAUCUUUCUCAACAACAACCUGCACGGACGAUUAAAAGUAAAAGUAUAUAAAAAAAA